AUGUCACUUAACCGUUUUGGCGGGCCAUUUCUUAUCAUUAUUUCUAUAACUUUUAUUACACAAAUAAUGUAUAGUUAUUACAAAAAAAGAAAACGGCAUACGCCGACAACUAAAAGAGAAAUAAACGAAGUUAUAAUGUUCUCCUACGGUGCAAGUGAACUGAAGAAAAGCAAAUAUUCCCGUUGUAUUAUAACUCAUAGUAUGGACCGUUUACUAUAUUACUUGAAUGUACCUCGGCAAAGCUUAGAUAUUUGCAUGUACGUAAUGACAAAUUUGGAUUUAAACAACGUAUUAAUGAAAUUACACUUUAGAGGUGUAAAAAUACGUGUGAUAAUUGAUGCAGAUAUGGCAUAUUCUUCUGGAUCAUGUACCAGAAAAUUAGAAAAACAGGGGAUUCCAAUCAGGUGGAUGAAAUCGAGCAAUUUAAUGCAUCAUAAAUUUUGCCUUGUUGACACAUUAGCCGCAGAUGAACAUGUUACUCCAUUUGUAAUUAUGGGAUCAUUAAAUUGGACAAAUCAGGCUUUAAACGGAAAUUGGGAAGAUGUAACAGUGACCUCCCAACGAGAUAUAGUACAACAGUACCAUGCUGAAUUUGAGAGGCUGUGGGUUUUAUUCAAACCAAUUGUAGACCUUACAUAG
Messenger RNA from Parnassius mnemosyne (clouded apollo), 639 nucleotides. The record is from the annotation of a GenBank genome assembly. NCBI's taxonomy places the organism in Eukaryota, Metazoa, Arthropoda, Insecta, Lepidoptera, Papilionidae.